UCGAUCAAAAAUAAAGUGUGGAUUUUAUAAGCAAUAUCAACUGAAUUCUUUUUUUGUAUAUAAAAUAUGUUUAACUCCUAACAUCAUUCUAUCAUAAAUUUAUUUAGGCUAAAAUGGUGGAACCAGCUGUUUCUGAUGUGGAUCCGUUGGGAGCCUUUUCUUACUUGUCUCAUUACCACUAUGGUCAGUUUCCAAACACAAUUAACCCAACAUAUCAGUUUGCUGUUAAACCAGAAGAAUUCUACACAUUACCUCCAAGCAGUACUUCUAAUAAUUCCAACUAUGUAAAUACAACUCCCACAGCUCACAUUCAAAGUGAGAAACAACCAGAUACAACUGUAAACUUUGAUAUAAAACCUUUUUUAAAAACCAAUGGCAAAGUUAAAAAAGAGAAAAAAAGCUUUGUUUCUCAAAAAAUAACACAAGAAGGAUAUCCAUUCUAUGGCUGUGCUGUUUGUAAUAUAAGUUUUCCGACACUUAGAGAAUUAGAUUCACAUGUUGCAACACACAAAGGUAGAACAACUAGUUACGAUUUAAGAGUGAAGAAUGCAUUGAAAAAGAAAAGAUUAAAAAAGGAACAGAAAAAAUUAAAGAAAAUGAAAAAAGAGACCUGCCUGCCUGAUAUUGAUAUUAAACCUGAAGAUGGUUAUAUUGGUAAUGAGAAAGCAACAGAAUUUGGUUUGAACAACAAUGAUGUGAAAAACAAAAGCAAUCCAGAAGAACUAAAACCCCAAGAAAAGUCAACAGAAUCCACAAAUUUAGAAAAAAUUUAUAAAUGUUUUGCCUGUCAGAAACAGUUUAUAUUAAGUUAUUAUUUGAAGUUACAUGUUAGAUCACAUACAGAUGAAAAGCCAUACACCUGUGAACAAUGUGGGCAAUCCUUUAUAACUGCUAGCAAGCUCGGACGACAUAAUAAGAGAUUUCAUUUAUCUGUCCAAUAUCAGUGCAGAAUUUGUUAUAGAAAGUUUUACAGAUUUGAAAUCCUAACGCGACAUUUUGAUAAAAAACACGCUGAUGACAAAUUAGAAGGUGAACCAUAUGACUUCAAUGCAAUAUUACCAUACUUAAAAGAAUUGGAAGAACAACUACGCGAAAAACAAGAAAUGGAGAAAACUAAGUCGAAAGAUGAUAUAUGGUCUAACGAAUGGCCAAGUCCGAUAAUAGAAAAUGAGAAAGAAGAUAUUAAAGAGACUAAGAAAGAAGUAGAAGAUAAGAAUUUAGAAAUAGAAGUUGUGAAAGUGCCUAUGGAUGAUGUUGAAAUUAAAGAAGAAAUUGAGGAUGUUGAUUAUAAUUAUGAUGAUGCGGUUAAUGAUAAUGGAAUUACUGAUGAUACAAAUCAUGAUUUGAAUUAUAAUGAGGCUAAUGAUAAUGAUAGAGACGACGCAAGUGUUAAUAAUGACGAUUCAGACGAAGACUAUUUCCCAUCAAACACGUGGUUGAAACCAGAGGAGCCGUUGGAAAUAACAACGAACGGCGUCAAGUGUCCCGUGUGCGAUAAAAGUCUAAGUACGGCGUCGUACAUGCGCGUGCACAUGCGUACGCACACGGGCGAACGUCCGUUCAAAUGCUAUAUUUGUGAUAUGGGCUUUAUAACGGCGAGCAAAAUGCACAGACACGUCUUGACACAUCCGGAGUCGUUGAAGGAUGAAGUCAAAUCGGAAAAUGAUGGGAACAACGAAAAGGAUGAUGGGGAUAAGGAGAAAGUGAAAAAGGCUGUCAAGAAGUUAUCGAAGAAAAUCAACGAAAAGUCCAAGAAAUAUCGGAAAAGGCCUCACGCGUGUGAAUAUUGUCAUAAAAGGUUUUUGCAUCUGCAUACAUUACAGAUCCAUAAAAAAUCCCAUGAAGGCGAAGAAAUUAAAUAUAGAUGCCACUACUGUCUUCUAGAAGUCGAGGAUGAAGAGAAUCUGAAGGUUCACGAAGGGAGCCAUACAGGACCAAAGCCCUACCAAUGUACUGUAUGUGAUAAGUUGUAUAAAAAGAGAGAAAGUAUGCUUUAUCAUAGAAAAAAUCACAAGCCCGAACGGGAAUUCAUAUGCGAUAUAUGUACGAAAUCUUUUAACGCACAGUGCAAACUGCAAAGGCAUAUAAUAAGCCAUAGUGUGGAUAAAUAUAUGCUGAAGUACGAGUGUCCUGUCUGUGCGCAUAUGUUUAAUACAAAAUAUCACGUCCAGAUGCAUUUGUCCACACAUCAGCGGGAAGGAGUGAUACAAGAAGAAAAUCGCAACGAAAUCCUGGCUAUGGUCUUACAAAACGCGCGUAGAAUUCCCCGCAAGGGCGAGACACACAACUUGACGGACGUCAUACCGUCGGACGAGCGAAGCCGCGUGUGCAACAUAUGCGGCGAGGUGUUCCAGCACUUCUAUUACCUCGAGGAGCACCUGAAAUCCCACGGCUCCAAGAUCGCGAUAGAGAACAUCGACAAAGAGGAGGAGAAGAAAUAUAUUUGUGAAGUUUGUAAUAAAGCUUUCAAGUUGCAUUAUUAUUUGAAAUUGCACAGCUUCACCCACACAAAGGAGAAGCCGUUUAUUUGCCAGCAGUGCGGGAAGGGCUUCAUCACCAGGGGGAAGCUGAAGCGGCAUUUGGAGACUCAUACGGGAUUAAAGAAAUACCAAUGUCAUAUUUGUUGUAAGUUCUUUACGCGGCCGAGUUAUUUGAGGGUUCAUGUGAGGACUAUACAUGGUGCUCAGUUGGUUAGGUUGGGGCUUAGGACGUAAACUUGAGUGAGUGCUGCUUCUCAGGACUUGAGGUAUCUAAUGGUUCUUCGUAUCAAUGAUAUGACGUAAUAGUUUACAUAAAUGUCAAGCCGAGACGGUUAUGUUCUCGCACAGACUAUGUCAGAUUUCGAAUAAAAAGUUUGACAGGUCCUAGAUUGAAGUUUGUGACGUUCAUAGACUGUACCACUCACUUAGGUAAGUUUUAUUACGCUUGGAACCACACAAUGGAAUUGAAAAAUUGUCAAUAAAAAGAGCAUAACGAUUUAUACAAUGUUUUAACAGAUUAAAAGUGUAAAUUUUAUUUUAAAUAACGUAAAUUGCGGGUACUAGGUUAGGGUGGCGGUAUUACACCGUUCAACUUACGAAUGGCCGUCGUUAACCAUGAUUUUGACAAAGAAUUUAAGGGAUUUUGUUACAGAACAGGCAAACGGGCAGGAGGCUCAACUGGUUUUAAUGAUACCACCACCCGUGGUCACUCAAUUCCAGCACCCGUUUGCCCAUGUUCAAUAAAAAAUGAAAUUCAUUCUUAUAUUUUGACGUGUUUCGCAUUUAAAUAAGAUAUAGUGUCAAACUUGGUGUGUUAGAUAUUCUGAGAGUGUGUAUUGUACUGCUCUAUGGCCUAUUAUGACGGUAAUACGUAAGUCGAAUGAGUACUGUGUGAGUAUUGUAAGACAUUAUGAUGUAUAGCAAUAAUUAUUUUUAGAUUUCGUCACUUUGUUGAUAUUUGUAUAAAGCGAUUAAAAUAUUAAGUUUUUAA
Pieris brassicae (large cabbage white) is the source of this 3471-nucleotide messenger RNA. RefSeq names its product zinc finger protein 431-like. The transcript is spliced from 11 exons. The record is from RefSeq and is a predicted model, not a curated record. The coding region runs from base 114 to 2714 and encodes 866 amino acids. Lineage: Eukaryota; Metazoa; Arthropoda; Insecta; Lepidoptera; Pieridae.